UUUCGCUUGGAAACUUCCGCUUGGAACAGAGUAUUUUUGUUAUUUGGACUGAAACCAUUGUUGUUUAAAACAACUUUUGGGUGAGAGGACACUGAUUUGUGACACUUAGUGUUUAUUGCUUUUUGUGACUGCUGUUAAUGUCAUCCAAGUCAAUGUUAUCAUAGCUUGGGUUAAUGCAUCCAUCCAAUAUGUUAUUUUCAAUAUUUUGAAGCGGUGAAUGAAAGGGGUUAAAUGAAAAUGUCUUUAGAUCAAUAGGAUAAAUCAUAUCUGAGCGCUCAGGUUUAGUAAGUUGGCCAACAAUAGUGGUAACAAGCUUAAACAAUAACCAUGAAAAGUGAACCCAUGGGUGAUUUUGAAUAAAAUUCGAUACACUUUUUUUAUUUUCCCAAUUGAUUUAGUAUAUUAAAACAUAUAUUGAAACUUUUUAACUAUUGUUUGUACUGUGAAAUUCUUGAUCUUCUCUGGAGUAGGGGCCGUCUCAUCCUCUGCUAGUAAAGUAUAGUCGGUCAGGGAUAUACAGGGUAAGGUGCACACACAGACACUUACGCUUGUGUUAUAUUCUUUAGGCCAUCACAUGUGACAUUUCCAAAUCCGAAAGCCUAAACUAUUAUAUUAGUUUCCUGAAGGCAGAAUAGGCUUGAGACUAGUUGAUCCGGGGGUCAGGACAGAUCUUUUGAUCUCCAGCCUUUCAGGGAAGAGUUAUUUACCCCUACUAAACAGAGAUGUAGGUUCCGUCUGUACAAUUACAUCACACUAGGCGAGCUUGGCAGAUAUUUCUGUAUAAAUAGAAGAGGACAUUUCAAACACCGCACUGCUCUGCUCAUCUAGUGAUCUUGAACUUCUGACCUGAACUUCUACCUGCUUACCUGAAGAACCAUUCAUUACUCUACUUUCACUAUGGCUGAACGAUCUGAGAAGAGGUCUAUUAAUCGCAGACUUGUGUACUGUCUGCUGUGCCAAAAGCCACAGGACGCGUUGUCUCAACACCUGGCCAGGGUCUGUAUGAAAAACAGCACACCACAAGAAAGAGCGUCUGAGGUGCAGAAGGCCAAGGAUUCCACCAAGAAUUGGACCCGGACCAGGAUUUGGGAUUACAACCGUAUCUGUGAGAUGCUACCCCACCUGGAAUGUCGUUCGGCCCUGGUGAAGGAGCUUCUUGGGAUGGAGUACUUCAUCAGAAACAUGCCCCCUGAGACCAUGGCCGUACACUCUGCAAGUGACGACACCUCAGCAACUGCCACCAUAUGUGUUGGCACCUCUCCCCCCUCUUCACCACAAGGGACUGAUGACAGGGACUUGCCCUCUUCUGAUCUGGAUGAGAGGACAGGAGACCCUUCCUGGCAAAGUGUGCGUGAGAAAAUGCUAAAGGCGGGUCUAUAUUCAAAGUUUCCUGAUGAUGCCAGUCUUAUUUCGGACUUCAAAAGGUACCUCACGGACAGUCUCAGCAUCACCAACUGCCAACAGGAGGUUGACAAAGUGUCACGCUUCCUGCGGUAUUUGCAGCCCAGGGGGGAUGAGCCAAAUCUGGACUUCCUCAAGAAGAGCAUAGAGACACGAGAUUACUUGACAAGAUUACGACUGACAGACAUGAGCGCAGCCACCAUUCUGAAGUACAUCCAGAACAUGAUACGGUUCGUAGGCUUCCUGAAGAUAAAGCUGGGUCCGGGAAAGGAAGGCGCAGAGCUCCACUCCAUGUGCCAAGCGUACAAGGACCUGCUGCAGACACUGAGGAAGCUGAUUGUCAAGGCUUGUGUACAUGAAACGGUCACCAUAAAAAACAAUCGAUUAUCCGAUGGCAUGCGCAGCGUUGCAGAUUGCCAGGAAAUUUUGAACGUCGCUAAGGAAGACUUCCUUAACAUCUUCAGGAAGUUAAUGGAUGAAUCACAUGUCUUUGACAGUGAAAAGACGUCAUUCCGCUAUUACUGUGAAGCGAUCAUGGUGUUUCGUCACUUUCAGCUCACAGGAGCUGUGGAGGGCAUGACUGUGAAAGAGUGGAAGAGUAGAAAGCAUAUUGGUGGCAGGGCUGUGAUUUGCAUCCGCCAACACAGAUCAAAAACACUACAGAUCGUCACACUUGCCUUGACACUGGAGGAGGAAGCUUGGUUACAGGCAUACUACAAGGAAAUUCGCCCUGGAUACCUCAAGGAUAGUUGUGACAAGUUCUUUAUUUCAUCCAAUGGCAAACCUCUUCACAGGGUCACAAACGAUGUCGCCCGACUCCAUGAAAGCUACAAACUCCAACCUGCCAGUAGUAUUGAGGUCCGAAGGGCUGCUGAGGCACAGGCAGCAGCAUUUAUGGAGAACCAAAAGGUAUGGAAUGCCGUUUGA
Molecule: messenger RNA, 2328 nt
Organism: Osmerus eperlanus (European smelt)
Lineage: Eukaryota; Metazoa; Chordata; Actinopteri; Osmeriformes; Osmeridae
Exons: 8
Coding region: 898-2328 (476 amino acids)
Source: RefSeq, a predicted model, not a curated record